Centropristis striata (black sea bass) is the source of this 2668-nucleotide messenger RNA. Its product is annotated as tumor necrosis factor receptor superfamily member 11B-like. Bases 29 to 1306 code for a protein of 425 amino acids. The transcript has 6 exons. Lineage: Eukaryota; Metazoa; Chordata; Actinopteri; Perciformes; Serranidae. Gene Ontology annotation, molecular function: protein binding. The record is from RefSeq and is a predicted model, not a curated record.
UAGCCUCCUGUAUAAGUACAGAUCCGUGAUGGAGACCACCGCAGUUCACUUUUACGCAGUGGAGAUGAGCGCUCGGAUAGCGAAAUCCAACCCGGCCAUGAAACUGAUAGUGCUUUUCACAGCUUCUCUUUCCUGGGCCUUCCAGCAGCAGGCCGUACCGCCAAAGUACCAGUACCGGGACCCUGCGACCUCUGACCUCCUGCUGUGCGACCAGUGCCCUCCUGGCACGGCUGUGAAACGACACUGCACCGCUGACACGCCCACGGAGUGCCAAGCCUGUCCCGAGAAGCAUUUUGCUGAGAACUGGCACUGGGGGGACACUUGCCAAUACUGCACCUCGGUGUGCAAAGAAAGACAAUUUGUGAAGCAGCAGUGUAACAGCACUCACGACCAGCUUUGUGAGUGUGGACCUGGAUUCCACCUUGUGGUGGAGUUCUGCAUCACACACAGUACCUGUGCACCUGGCUACGGAGUGACAGCUUUAGGUUCACCAGUGAGUGAUACCGUGUGUGAGCGUUGUCCAGCUGGUUAUUUCUCCAGCUCCGACUCCUCCUCUGAGCCAUGCCGGCCCCACAGAAACUGCUCCGAUUGGGGCUUGAAGACGUUGAGAUGGGGCUCGUCCACUUCAGACAGCCUCUGUGGCACCACGCCGGAUUGCUCUCAGCACCACCCUUUGUGCCACACUGAUGUGACUCUGUGUGAGGAAGCAGUCUUCCAGUCUCUCUCCUCUCUGCGCUUGUCCUCGGUGCCCCUGGAGCGGCUGUUAGAGAGUCUUCCUGGGCGGAGAGUGGAUCAUAAGAGUCUGGAGAAGCUGAAGAAGGCCUGCUCUCCACAGCAGCAGGUCCUCCAGCUGCUGCGACUGUGGAGGGAGCAGAACAAGGACCAGGACAAGAUGUAUGGCAUCAUUCAAGGUGUGAACCACUGUGAGAGGAAAGUCUCCCGCUGCAACGGCCUCAAAAACCUGACCCUGGAUGACCUCGUGAAGGUCACCAACAGCCUGCCUGGAGUCAAAGUUCAGCAGGAGGAUGUCCAAGCCAUCUUCUCUACUUGCCUGCCGAGGCAGUACAUCCUGCAGCUUCUUCACCUCUGGAAGAUGGCAAACUAUGACCUGGAUCUGGCCAAAGCUCUGUCUCACAGUCUGAGGGUGCUGCGCAGCCAGGGGGCACCACGCCAUCUGCUGAAAGUCUUGAAGAAGAUCAGCCGCAUCAUAGGAACCACCUCGGCGCACAAGAUGUAUGAGAAGAUGUUUGUCAGCAUGCUUCACGAUGAGUCGUGUUUUAAGGCUCAUAAGCCUUUAAAUGAAUAGAGGUUUGGGAGGUACAAGCAGGAAUAUAUGCCAUUUAUAGCAUAAACAGACACUAAUGCAGAUAAAAGAACACCAAACACACUUAGUGAGCAGGGGGAUAAAUGUAUGUGAAAGAGUAACAGACAUGGGUAACGUGAUAAUGUCAGGUCUUUAAGAUAUCACCAAAUGAUGUCAAGCUAUGCAUGUAGUGCCUAACUGUAACAUAAGGGCAACAUGGGAAGGUAGAUUCUUCUUUGCCUCUCUGAAUUUUCUGAGCAAAAACUUUUGCAGAUAUAAAGAUGUUUAGAUAUGAGGUGUCAAGGGAUGCUUAUGAUACCAACCUCUUGCGGUUUCCACACCAAACGCUAAGCACAUUUUUCACACAGCGCAAUAACAUACAAAGUCAGGGUGAUGUGAAUUUUGCAACUCAAGCGAGAAAUAAGGGUGAAGCUGUCAAUAAUCAGCGUUGAGAUUCUCCUGCAUAGCCCUGAUUGAUCCAAACUCCAUUCAGAAAACAAGCAUUUUAAAAGUUGUGUGCUUGGCUUCUUGUUGAAUUCCAACUUUUUCUAAAUCUGUUUUGUCGGCAUACUUUAAUACAUUCAUUGCAAUUAAUAAAGCAAAAUCGGUUCAUUUUAGGUUCAUAUCUCUGCAGUUGCACCCUACUGGUAGUCAUCCAGAUCAAUUUCCUGGAGAAAGCAGUGAAAUUCACCUCCGUAUUAUGAAGUGGUGUGUAAAUUUGCUUAAUGUUUGAUGUGAGCCUAGCAUCAGUAUCUGUUUGAACCUAUGAAUCUACUAAGCCUUAAAAAAAGAAAGAAAAACUAUCAAAAAUCUGUGUAUUCCAGGCAGACCGAAACAAAAAAAAAGGUUUCCUGGGAACUUUUUGACCGGAGUCUGUGAAAAAUGAAAAACUAUUUAAGAUGUAAAUAGCACACUAUUUUAUGGAAGAUAGGCUGGCAGAUGUUGUGUUGUUUUUUUUUUUAUUAUUGCUUUCUCGCUGAUUGAGAGGAAGGAUUUGGUUUCAUAAUGAAAUACAUGUAUUUGCUACAGUUUUCCUUUGUUUGUUGGUUUGUUCUGGACUGCUGGCAAGUAAAGCUCAUCUGAAUUUUUUUUAAUUGUCAGCUUUAUGAAUGUACAAAGGAGUGCAAUUGUUUUCUAUUUAAAAAAUAAUAAUUUUACUUUCUGAAUAUGUAAAGGCUUGUUUUUAUUACUUUAUCAGAAAUACUGGAUUCCAAAUGCUGCAAGUUCAUGAAGUGAUAUUUGUUUUAUAUUUUGUUUUAUCACUUUUAUAUUAUUAAAUGUAUGGUCUUUAUUGUAUAUAUGCCUGACUGGUCCUCUUUAAGCUCGUGUAACUUGUGAACACUAAUGUCAAAUGAUCUGAUUAAA